This is a messenger RNA of Coturnix japonica (Japanese quail), 2517 nucleotides long. The record is from RefSeq and is a predicted model, not a curated record. Lineage: Eukaryota; Metazoa; Chordata; Aves; Galliformes; Phasianidae.
GAGUGGAUCUGCCCGAGGAGGAGGGUUCUGCCUGAGCAGAUGUCCUGGUGUAUUUUUGUACCCAGAAGUAGUAAAAGGAUGCAAAGGAUUUUCCUUGAAACCAAGUGAACAAUUUAGUCAAUGUACAGAAAAGUACUUUUAUAGUUAUUCAGAAACAGUUCAUAGAAUUUUCAUGCUCUUUUUUAACCAUCAGUUUUCUGCGUGGUUCAGUGCAGCUGGUAGCAGUAAGCGAUAUAGGUUUCACACCUGGUAAAGUGUUUCUAAAAGCAAACUAUUAAUGGCUAAGUAAAGGUGAGUCUGUGUCAGGAAGAGAGGUCUUCUAAGUCCAUUUAAUGAUCAGGCCUUGUUUGUUGAAUCUACUUAAUGGUUCCAUGUGACUUCCCUGACCACACAUUGUGCUGCAAUUGGGCAGGUUCAGCUCCUUUUGGGACAGGUGUGUAGCACUUGUGUCACUUAAGCAAUGUGUGUGAAUGGCAAUGCUAAAUGAGGUUGUUUGGAGGGUAAGCAUCGUCUGCAGCAUGGGGGUUAACAGGGCCUCCCUCAUCAAGGAAAUAAUUCUUUUUCACAGCUUUGAGAAAGUUGCCUUUUAAAAGAUGAAUCUAGUGUCCAACAGAAUGGUUAAUGUAUGGAUGCUCGUUGUUUUUUCUUUGAUUAAAAAUGCAUUGUGUAUUGGGUGCAGUAUGGUAGCCAAAUUCUACUUCAAAUGGAGAUGUACAGUUUUAAUGUCAGUUCUGCAAGGACCCAUCACUGCGUAUUCUUUCUCUUCUUUAUACAGGCAAAACUUAAUGAGGUAUACACGUUACUAAUGUCCAUCCUGCAGAGAAAUGAACUGUGAAAAAAUUCAAGCAAACAUGUUCCAACUGUUCAUACAAAGGAUUACAUAAGUCACGCGCUGUGUUCCCACAAAACUUUCCCCACAAUUUGCUGCUGAUCAGCAUGUACUUCACUUACUUUCCUCCAAUUAAAAUUUGCAAACAGACAAGCUUUGCAGUGCUAACAGACUCAGAGCUUCAGAGCCACGUGUUCCAGGAAUGGCCAGCUCAACCAAGUGGUUGGUACUAAAAUGAUAUGGGUGGCAGUCAUUGGUGAUUGGUUCAACCUCAUAUUUAAAUGGAUUUUAUUUGGCCAUCGUCCCUACUGGUGGGUGCAUGAAACAAUGAUUUAUCCCAAUCAGUCCAGUCCAUGCCUUGAACAGUUUCCUAUAACAUGUGAAACUGGACCAGGGAGCCCAUCUGGACAUGCCAUGGGAUCUUCCUGCGUCUGGUAUGUGAUGGUAACGGCAGCACUUAGCUACACUGUGAGGUGGAAAGAGAAAUCAGCAGUUACCCUUCACAGACUGAUGUGGUCGUUACUCUGGACUGUUUUUUGGAUUAUCCAGAUCAGUGUGUGCAUCUCAAGAGUAUUCAUAGCAACACAUUUCCCUCACCAAGUUAUUCUUGGAGUAUUUGCUGGAAUUGCUGUAGCAGAAGCAUUUGAGCAUACCCCUGCUAUUCAGACAGCAAGCUUGAGAAUGUACAUCAAGACAAACUUGUUUCUUUUCAUCUUUGCCCUUGGUUUUUACCUAGUCCUCAAGCUUCUUGAUAUUGACUUGCUGUGGUCUGUUCCAAAGGCCAAGAAGUGGUGUGCCAAUCCAGACUGGAUAAACAUUGACACAACUCCAUUUGCUGGACUGGUGAGAAAUUUAGGUGCAUUCUUUGGCUUAGGUAUUGGUAUUAAUUCUGAAAUGUUCAUCACCAGCUGCAAAGGUACAAACAGCUGUAAGAUAAGUUUCCGCGUGCUGUGCAUAGCUGCUUCUUUAGCUACACUACAGCUGUAUAACUUUGUUAAGAUACCUACUCAUACUGAGUACUUGUUCUACAUUCUCUCUUUUUGUAAGAGUGCAGCUAUGCCUCUGACUGUAGUCGCCUUGGUUCCAUACUGUGUCCACACGUUAAUGAGGAGAACUGAUAAGAAAUGUAAUUAGAUAAGGUUUCCAAAUGGUUGCCAGUGCAAGGAUAUGAACUGUUCAGGAGCCCUCCACAAAGACAGUUCUAACUCAUGUUAACCAAGGGGAAUCCACUGCACCUUUGUGCUCCUGGUAAGUAGCCUGUAUAUCCCAAAUCAGUGCGUUCAAUAAUGGUUUUGGCAGCUCAGGAAUAUUAACUAGUUGCUGACGUUAUUCCUAGAAGCAUUGCAAUGAAGGACGCUGCAGUAUCAUUUUCUAACAAUACUCGGAGUCAUGCUGAAGUUUUAAAGCGAAGUAUUAUUGGCUAGUUUUUAGUUCUGUCCAUUGCCAACUAGAUGGUGCUUUGGGUCUCAGUGGUACAUAGUGAUAGACAAUGUUUAGUUUUUUUAAACCUAGAUGUGUGCUAAACUGCUGGCUAACGGUGUGACAGUAUUACACCACCUACAACUGUACGGCUGUCCCCAAGCUCUGUUAAAAAGACCAAUGCAGUUAUCAGGAAGGUUUUCUAUAGGUUUAUCUUCUUGCGCUUCCUGAGCCAACAGCUUCUGCUUAAGCCAGAUGCAAAAAAAAAA